Molecule: messenger RNA, 1791 nt
Organism: Saxophila tyrrhenica
Lineage: Eukaryota; Fungi; Ascomycota; Dothideomycetes; Mycosphaerellales; Extremaceae
Exons: 1
Coding region: 1-1791 (596 amino acids)
Cellular component (GO): nucleus
Molecular function (GO): transcription coregulator activity; RNA polymerase binding
Source: RefSeq, a predicted model, not a curated record
AUGGAGUCACCAAACAAGCGCCUCAAGCCUUCGCCACCCGAAAAUAUGGCCAAAGAGGACGACUUCGUCCCACUCAACUUCGACGACGAGGACAAUACGACAGAGCAAUAUGGCUACGGUGCUACAUCUCCCUCACCUGGAAGCGCAACAGGGCAGGGCAUGUCAAACUCGCCUUUCAACGCUCCCCGUGGGCCGCAAGCAACACAGCCACGGCGAGAUCACCGCAACGACCCACGACAUGCUAAAGACCGGCCCAAGUCUGCGCAUCCUCUGCCCGGCCAUGAGCCUUGGGUGCUGGUGAAGACGAAGUAUGGACGCUACUUUGUCCACAACAAGGACACGAGGGAGAGCUUGUGGCGCACUCCUGCGCAUUUGAAAGAUGCCGUGCGAGAGCAUGAGCAGGGACAGACGUUGGAGGCAGAGAAAUUGGAGAAUGCGAAAUGGGCGGAGGAGCAGUUGAAAGCUAUGCGGCAGCCAGAGAAAGCCGUAGCUGGUAGGGAGGACGAGGGAAGGAAUGCGCAGGAUUCGCAUAAUAGGGCGCGAAGAAGACGAAGCGAGAGCUUGCAGAGGGAGGACGAGGAGGCGCUGAUGGCGGAGAUGGCAGCAGAAGCUGAGCAUGCAGAGGAAAAGGAUGCUAAGGACGCUGUGAAAGGUGUCGAGGGGCUGCAGCCGAAGACGGUGGAAGGAGGAGCAGAGGCAGGGUAUGGCAGUGACAGUUCGUACGGGGAGGUUGAGGUCACGGACUCGGAGUUCGAAGACGACGAUGAAGGAGGAAAGGAGACUGCUGCGACAGCCCAUAUGGAUGGUGCCGAUCAGAAGCAUGAAGGUGGACCUGUUGAAUUUGGAGAAGAUGACAUUGCGUGGCAGCUCGCGGCCAUGGAAGAGGACCAAGACCUGGGUCCAAACCAGGAUGGAGGUGAUGAUGACGACGCAGCGGACUAUGAGGAAGAGUACGACGAGGCCGACGAAGACGGCGCUUCGGACGAAGAGGCUGUGCUUCUCUUCCGUGAGAUGCUUGACGAGCACAAGAUCUCUCCCUUUGCCCCUUGGGACAAACUCUUGAACAACGAAGACAUACUCUACGACGACCGCUACACCCUUCUUCCCAACACACGCACACGAAAAGCUGUUUGGGAAGAGUGGGUCAAAGAGACUGCCGCACGCUUAAAGGAAGAACGCGCCAAAGCUGAGCAGCUGGACCCCCGGAUACCGUACCUCGCUUUCCUGGCCGAGAAAGCCACACCGAAGCUAUACUGGCCCGAGUUCAAGCGGAAAUAUCGAAAAGAAGCCGUCAUGAACGAGAGGAAGCUCGGCGACAAGGAGAGAGAGAAGCUCUAUCGCGACCAUAUUGCCCGCCUCAAACUUCCCGAAAGCGCUCGCAAGGCUGACUUGGUCAAUCUGCUGUCUUCUCUGCCGCCUCGCACGCUCAACCGCGAUACUGGCUUGGACGUUCUUCCGAAUCAACUCCUCAGUCACCUGCACUUUAUCUCCCUCCCCGCCGCCGCCCGUGUUCCGAUAAUCAGCAAGCACAUCUCCAGCCUCCCUCCUGCCCCAACCAAUGCAGAGGCCGGCGAAAUCGACGCCGAAGCCGAGAAGAAGCGCGACGAUGAGCGUAAGCGGCGAGAAAAGGCACUUGCGGAGCGGGAGAAGAAGGUUGAAGAGGAUAGGAGGAAAGCUGAGAAGGAAGGGAGAUGGGCGAAGCGUGAGGCCAGGGAGGCGGAGAGGGAGGUCAGGGAGGCUACGCUUGGUGUUGGGAAUAGGGGGUUGAGGGAGCAGUUGAGGAGUGGAUGA